Pecten maximus is the source of this 4701-nucleotide messenger RNA. RefSeq lists its product as uncharacterized. The record is from RefSeq and is a predicted model, not a curated record. The transcript is spliced from 7 exons. Bases 140 to 2779 code for a protein of 879 amino acids. NCBI's taxonomy places the organism in Eukaryota, Metazoa, Mollusca, Bivalvia, Pectinida, Pectinidae.
UUUGAAUAGGUGAUCUAAUUGAGGACGCCAUUUUGAAUCCACACGAAGCGACAGCACAUUACUCCUUUGUGAAUUUUGAGUAGAUAUACAGGACCAAGAGCAUGGGAUCUUAGCCUUGAAAACAGACCAAACUUUAACAAUGGGUUUGUAUACGCGUGUGAUUUUGGUGGGAUUUACCUUGACACUGUACGCGUCAUGGUGCGGAAGUGUUUCACAAUCGGGCGUUUUCCACUGGUUAGCAGAGGAUCGAUUCGACGAAAUCAUGGACAGAAUGUCGUCCGUUACCGCCGAUAACUGCAGAUCCAAACCAAAAGAGAAACUUCGCCUUCCCAUGGAAACCGUUUCACAGUUACCACGGUACAAUAUGCUACUCAGUACCGUAAUAUACUCCAACAGAUCCCAACUUUUACAUUUACACAACAUGGCUCUCAAUCGGGCAUUUUUCUACAGUUUCAUUUACCAGAGACAGAACAGGUCCGAAGAUUUCAUGAACCAGCCAGGUCUUCAGUACCUAUACAUGGCGGCCACUGCCGACGUGACUGGAAGUGAGGGAUUCAUAAACGGCUCGGCUUUGUACUUCGACAAUCACUGUAGUUACCCCCAAUGGUACCUCUAUAAUGGUGUAGAAUUCAACAAAACACUUCCCCUAUUUGGACCUCGAGCUUGGAGAACAGACGAUUAUAACGAACCGACAAAUUGGUUACGAGAACCAACGAACAAUACUGUGGACAUCCACGAUUAUGGGGCAGGGACAAUGAAAAACUAUACGAGCGAUGCUUUCAAGGCCGCCCCUUGGUAUUCUGCAUGGCUUCCGGACUACGACAAGAGUAAAGAUUCUCUCAGAAAGUUUACUUAUUUCGUAAACGUCAAGUUUUCCAACGCCACAGGUCAGUUUACACAUAAAGAGUUCGAGGGAAUCGAUUUUUUCGGCCCUCCCCAACCCGGACAGUCGGAUAGGGACGUGUCCCUCCCGGUCGAAUGGACGAUGCCGUACUUUGACUGCGGACGUUCCAACAGGUGGAUCGUCAGUGCCCACUCGCCUGUAGUCGAAUACAUGCCGAGAUACUCCAAUUGGACCCAUCUCCGUAGACCCAGAUUUGUUGCAGUAGUGACCCAGGACAUCGAGUUUGAGAGGAUAGAUUUCAACCCCUGUCCAAAGAGUGAAGGCAACCCCGACCCGAACUACUUGAAGGAUACUGCACGGUGUAAACCCACCACAAUGUGUGAGCCACUGAACGGCUAUGGAUUCCGACGAGGUGGUUACCAGUGUGUAUGUCGACCUGGAUACUACUUUCCCUGGUGGCAUGGUGGGCCAUUCCUGGGAGACGAGAUUGAGAUCGCGACAGAAGACGAAUAUUCGAACAACUUUGAUUGCCUCCCUGUAGAAGAGCUCCAGGUGAUACCAAAUGAAAUGCCUACAUUUGUGCAGAGGAGAAGGAAGAGAUCAACAUUAAUAGCUAAGAAGUCCACUUUAUUUAACAUUAUUACCUCUGGACAGAGUCCUAGAGUCAAGUUAGUGGCCAGAAGAUCUGUUCCAAAGGAUAAAAUGAAAGAAAAGCUCAGAAAUCGUAGACAUAUUCCACGUUACCAAGGACAAAGUAAGAAAGUUCGAAAUAAACGUGAUCUAUUUGAUGCUGAUAAGAGAGUUAAAAUGGACAAGAUUUUGUUGAGAAAGGCACAGACCAAUUCUGCAAACUGUAAAACCAAAAUGCCUUACGAACUCUUCCUCCCCGGAGAUGUUGCCUAUGGUGUGGAGAAACAGUUUGAGGCUCAAGGACGCACAGCUCUUCGUUUAGCCCACUUUCUCUCAGACUUCUUACAAAAUGUUGAUGAAUAUGAGAAUUUUGGUAGUAUGACUGGUGACAGGCGUUUAAAUGAAACCCAUUUGUUUGGAGAAGUUAUUGCUAAUGUCAUGUCAGACUAUAAAAUCCUCGGCAGUGGUGUUUUCUUUGAGCGUUACAAAUUCCGCAUGUCCCCACCUAUUAAUUACACUGAUCCUCGAUACUCCAAUGGCAUUGUUAGAGAAUUUUUUGGUCCGUAUUCAUGGAGGAAGCAGACCAAAACAGGUGAUGGUUUGGAUGAAUUCUUUGCUGUGGACUCUGCUGGAUACUCCAAAUACUACACAGAUGAGGUUUGGUACAGAACUAUCAAAUCGAGAUGGCAGACCAAUUUCCAUAGUCUUGUUAAAUACACAGCCAAACCCAUGGUGAGGUCUGAUGUGAACGGCACUAGUCUUGUCAGGUUUGAGUACUACCCCAUCCAGUACUACGCUCCCAAGUAUGAACAUGGAGAAUGGCUGAGACCAGAGUUCAAAUGUGAUGACCGUGUCAUGGACUGGGUGGUUACCUAUGUGGUUCCAUUUUUCGGAUUUAAUGAACUGAAAACAAUGCAUGAAUUCAAGGGAGUUGUGAAAGUUGAUGUCAAAUUGGAUUAUCUAGAUAUAAAUCAGUGUCCUCAGGAUUUUUAUGUCGCCAACGCUUUCAAAAAUACUGCAAAAUGUGACUUCAAAUCCACUCUCUGUAUUCCCCUUCCUGGAAAAAGGUUCCAAACGGGCUCCUACAAAUGUGAAUGUCGUCAGGGAUACGAGUAUCCAUUCAAUGACCUUGCUUGGUUCUACGAUGGUCAAACUAUGGAGGAAGAGUAUUCCAAGAAGUUGAGAGGAGAACCAAAUAGGUUUGGAACCCUGAAGUGUCGUAUAGCUGGUGCUGCUUCCAUUGUUGCCAACUGGGCCUUAGUUACCGGAUCUAUCUUGGCCUUCCUCUUCCUACAGCGGUGGUAGAUGGCAGGGCUGGAGAAACAACACAGAUUACUUUUGUUGAAAGUGCCAUAUUGAAAAUAAGGUGUUUAUUUUCACACUGAUAGGCGUAAUCAUGUAUGGUAUUUUACCUGAAGUGCAAGAAAACAUUAAUGAUAAUUGUACUUCUGUAUGGUAUUUUAAAUUGAAGUGCAAGAAAACGUUUCUGAUAAUCUAAAUAAUAAAAAACAUUGAUAAUUCAGAAUCUUUUUAAAAUGUUGGAUGAAAGUUUUAUCAAAGUGUAAUACAAUGUUUUUUGAAUGAAAUCGGGAUAUAUUAUUUUAUGGACAAAAUAAGAUUAAAGUUUCAAUCGGAGUUGAUGAAAAAUGUGUGUAUGCUUGUGAGAAAGGGAUACUUUAUAUUGUAUGAAAUAUAUUUUUAUACAGAGAAAUGGAAAUCUAUGCAAAUGUGAUAUUGAAUGUGUAUGAUUAUAUCAAUUGUAAAUAUUUGUAUAUUUUGUAUAUAGCGGUAUAAAUGUAUAUAUUUUCUAAAAAUCAUAGCUCAAAGCGUAAACCCCUUCCAUGAGUUAAACAGUUUCGUUGUAAUUCAAAAGUAAGAAAUAUCUUCAAAAGAUGUCACCACCUUCAAUCCAACGACAAUAUAUAUAUAAGUGAUUUCCUGUGAACAUUUCAAUAAUAUGCAUGCCAUUUUCUUAUAGAACAAAUUCUAGUGCAUUCCUAAAUUUUAGCAGAUUAGUACAGUGGUGAAUUUGCCCACCAAACAUUUUCUAUAGAAAAAAAGAGAAUACUUAGAAAAUGAAACUAAUACAAUGCCUCCAACACAAAUAUAGAUUUCCUUAAAAUAUUAAUGUUGACAGUAUUGUCACAACAUUAUAAUAAUAAUGAUUUAUUAUCAUUACUAUAUAAUAGUAAUUCUAUAUUAUUAUAAUAACUUAAUCUGUUGUAAAUAAGGAGACUUUAUACUGGUCAGCACCACUGAUAAUUUAAUUUUCUUCUGUACAUCAUUAAUUAAGACCUGCUCUGCUAUUCUAGACUUGCCUUAAAUAAAUGUAGGAUUUUUCAAAAUAUUUAAGGUUUGAAAUUAAAAUUGGCAUGGCUGAAUUCAUUACAUGCAGCUGAAAAUUAAGAUUUGAUUCUUUUUAAAGUGAAUGAAAGUUGAUUUGUCUUAGUUUAUUAUAAAAGCAAAUAUCUUCCUGUAUUUUGUGCAAGAAUGUAUAAAUGGUUGUGAAAGGAAUUUGGGGGCAAAAUAUGAAAAUGAGUGUCGUUAACAUUUAAGUUGAUUAUUGAUAUGUAUAUACAUAGGUACAUCAUUGCUUCAUUGCAAAUAACUAAUUUCAAGAGUGCUGAGGAAUUUGUUGGAAAAUACAUUUGUAUGUAGAUAAAUUAUAUAUAAUGUCCCAUUUAUUUUUCAUCAACAGUUGCCCUUUUCAAAACAUGAUAGCCCAUUUCUCCUGGAAUUAUUUACCUUGAAAUAAUCGGAAAAAAUUCUAUACCAAGUGUAUUACCAAUAAUUUAUUGAAUGUAAAUUGUUUUUCUAUCUAAUUCAAUCAUUUGUUGUCUCGUUAUCUUUUUGCGGGUUUGUCUGGUUCAGCAGAAGAUAAACAAUGUCAUGUAAUUUUUUUGAUUUUUUUUAAUAUACCCGUUAAUUUUUGGGGUCCGUCUUUCUAAAACAAUUGUUUAAACGUUGAAGAUUUUCUAAUUGUUAACGAUUCUUGUACGCAUCAAGAUCAAUGUAGGGCUAGUCAUUUUACACCUAACAUUGUAUAUAGAUGGUCUAAUUUACAUCCUGUUUUUACCUAACAUUGUAUAUAUAUAAUCCAUUAUACAUCCUUCAUGUAUAUCAUGCUUUUUUUCUACAACAGAUUAUUAAUAUUUUGUCAUUCAAGUCUUUGAAUGAGGAUUAUUUUGUAUAAUGAUGAUUUAAUAAAUAUAAAUAUGAAUCUUGAA